CCCUUCGCUCCCCUUAAACACACCCGGCCGUGUCCCCCGCAGGUGAGCCAGCCCCCGCGGGCCGAGCAGCAGGGCCAGCUGCUGGGCGCCUUCGACGAGAAGGCCUACCUGGCGGGGAAGCAGCUGAAGCCGGGGGACGACCCCUACCGAGAACACGCGUUCAACCUGCAGGAGAGCGACCGGCUGGGCGGCGAGCGAGCCAUCCGGGACACGCGGCACUACAGGUGCGCCUCCGUGAACUACGACGCGGACCUCCCCUCCACCAGCGUCAUCAUCACCUUCCACAACGAGGCGCGCUCCACCCUGCUGCGCACCAUCAAAAGCGUCCUCACGCGAAGCCCGGCCUCGCUCAUCCAGGAGAUCAUCCUCAUAGACGACUUCAGCUCGGAUUCUGAGGACUGCCAGCUGCUCUCUCAGGUCCCCAAGGUGCGCUGCCUGAGGAACGGCAGGAGAGAAGGUCUGAUCCGAUCGCGGGUGCGCGGAGCCAACGCGGCCUCGGCCUCCAUCUUGACCUUCUGGGACAGCCACUGCGAGGUCAACGCCGAUUGGCUGCAGCCGAUGAUCCAGCGGGUCAAGAAGGACCACACGCGGGUGGUCAGCCCCAUCAUUGAUGUCAUCAGCCUGGACAACUUCGCCUAUUUGGCUGCUUCUGCUGACUUGAGAGGAGGAUUUGACUGGAGUCUCCAUUUCAAAUGGGAGCAGAUCCCCAUCGAGCAGAAAAUGGCGAGGAGCGACCCCACGCUGGCCAUCAGGACCCCCGUCAUCGCCGGCGGGAUCUUCGUCAUGGACAAGAGCUGGUUCAACCACCUGGGCCAGUACGACACCCACAUGGACAUCUGGGGGGGGGAGAACUUCGAGGUCUCCUUCCGGGUGUGGAUGUGCGGAGGAAGCCUGGAGAUCCUCCCCUGCAGCCGCGUGGGUCACGUGUUCAGGAAGCGCCACCCGUACGAUUUCCCAGAAGGCAACGCGCUCACCUACAUCAAGAACACGCGGCGGGCCGCCGAGGUGUGGAUGGACGAGUACAAGCAGUACUACUACUCGGCUCGGCCCUCGGCGCAGGGCAAAGCCUUCGGCAGCAUCUCAGACCGGCUGACUCUGCGGCGGAAGUUGAACUGCAAACCGUUCCGCUGGUACAUGGAGAACGUGUAUCCCGAGCUGAGGGUCCCCGAGCAGGAGGCGGUGUCCAGUGUGCUGAGACAAGGCGGCCUGUGCCUGGAGACGCGGGGGACGGACGCCCUCGGGCUGGCGGAGUGCAGAGGCAUCGGAUCCAUCAGGCCGCAGGCGCAGAGAUGGGAACUAAUCGAACCACUGCUCCGGCAGCAGGACCUCUGCCUGGCCAUUUCGGCCUUCACGGCGGGGUCAAAGGUCAAGAUGGACACCUGCAGCGCAAAAGAGCCCAGACAGAAGUGGAAGCCUAAAGGCACGGCGCUGCAGCACGUGGUCAGCGGCCUCUGUCUGGACAGCCAGACCCCGACGGGCCCUCUGGUCGUCACGCAGUGUCGCCCCCAGAUGGCCAGCCAGUCCUGGGAGCCGCAAAUAAUCACCUGAGCCGCGGCUGGCGGGGGAGUGAAGGGGGGAGGAGGGAGCGUGGCGCCCGUACCGUUCGGGUGCGACGCGAAGGGUCCUGGUUACGUUAAAGCUUCUCACUGGAAACUGUCGCUUAUCACGCGUUUUCCUUUCCUUUCCGUCCCGGUCAGCAGUCUGCUUGUAUUUCGUGGAGUAGUGAGGAGGGAGAGCGUUCCUCUGGAGGCCGCGUGGACCAGGGCAGCUUUUUGUGUAGCCAAGUAAGUCUGAGAGCUUUGUUUCAGAGCGCUCCAUGCAAAGCACUGUGAGGAACAUUAUUUAUUGUUUUGCAUGGUCAGACCCAAAGAAUGUUUCUUUUUUUCUUUUCUGUCUCUCUACAAUGUUAAUUGUAAAUAUUUGAAGCAGAUAAGUUUUUUUUUUGUGUCAAGUGCUCUAUAUGUUGUUUGAAAAAUAAAAUGUGGUAAGAAAAGAA
This is a messenger RNA of Gasterosteus aculeatus aculeatus (three-spined stickleback), 1996 nucleotides long. NCBI's taxonomy places the organism in Eukaryota, Metazoa, Chordata, Actinopteri, Perciformes, Gasterosteidae. The record is from RefSeq and is a predicted model, not a curated record.